This is a messenger RNA of Funneliformis geosporum, 977 nucleotides long. NCBI's taxonomy places the organism in Eukaryota, Fungi, Glomeromycota, Glomeromycetes, Glomerales, Glomeraceae. The record is from the annotation of a GenBank genome assembly.
CUGGAAAUAUUCGUAAUAUUCAUCAAUUUGUUAAUAAUAUUUCUCAAUCAAAAGGUUUAAAUAAUUAUGUUCGAAGUGGAAAUAUUAAAAAAGUUUCUAAAGAACUGAUUAUGGAAUUUGAUUCCAUUAUGCAGGUUACGCAUUUUUCUUUAAUGGUUGACUUUGGUAAACAUGCUAAUCAAGUUAAUAAAAAGGUCAAGUCGGAUUUCUUAGAUUUAUUUCAGUACUUUCAAGCUAUUGCCAAAGGAGUGACUGGUGUGCAUCAACAAACCUUGGAUGUAAUCUUCCAAUUGAAUGCAAUUAAUGAGAAAGCGAGCCAAUUGAUGGCACAAAGUAAAUCCACAAUUAUUAAUAUAUCCGAAAGUGAUGAAUUACAAAAUUGGAUAAAAGACUCUACUGAAAGAGAAUUAAUUACAGAGAUUAAAUGGAAUGAUUUAGCUGGUAAUUCACGAGUUGAUUCGGGUCAUCGUGGUUUAGUAUAUAAAUCACAUUGGAAGAAAAUGGAUAAUAAAGAAGUUGCUUGUAAGAGACUUAUUUUAGACGAGUUUGAUGCUAUCCAACAUGAAAUACAAAUACUAAAUAGAGGGCAUGUUUGUGACAAUAUUAUCCGUUUUUUAGGAAUUACUCAAGAUCCGGAGAGUAAAGUUUAUUGUAUCGUUAUGGAAUAUGCUGAUGGUGGUGACUUGCGAGCCUAUCUAAAAAAAAAGAUUCAAACUCUUGGGUGGGACCAAAAGGGUCAUCUAGCCCUUGGAAAUCAAAUAAUUAAUAAAUAUUUUCUUAGCAUUCAAAAAAACAUCCUUAUACAUAACGGAGAUGCAAAGAUAACGGAUUUUGGAAACUCUAAAAGUAUUGAAACUCAAACAAAGAUUCACAAAGAUGUAUUUGGAAUGAUUCCGUAUGUGGCACCGGAAUUAUUUGAAUCUAAUGAACAACUUGCUCCAUAUUCGAUUAAAACUGAUAUUUAUCAUCCCAACUAA